This is a messenger RNA of Toxoplasma gondii ME49, 3438 nucleotides long. RefSeq names its product peptidase M20D, amidohydrolase. The transcript is spliced from 9 exons. Lineage: Eukaryota; Apicomplexa; Conoidasida; Eucoccidiorida; Sarcocystidae. Gene Ontology annotation, molecular function: hydrolase activity. The coding region runs from base 817 to 2361 and encodes 514 amino acids. The record is from RefSeq and is a predicted model, not a curated record.
GGCUUCGGCAGACCCGCACCGAAGGCUAUGUUACCGUGGAGCUCGAAAUGUUCUAUCAAGAGUAUCAUGUAUCACUGGAACGCUCUUGUUUGCCACUGACAGAAGCUCAUCACGCAUAGGUUGUGUGCCAAAACACUGGGAUGUAAAGGACUUUCUUUGCCUCCACAGUGCUGCUCUGGUUCACCCAGCGACUGUCUGUAGACCGCCGCGAUGAAACAUCACUUUUAGAAGUAUCUGUCCUAAAACUCAGCAUGCAGGCGAAAAAUACGCCUGCCAUGGGUAUGUUUUAGACAUUUACGCGAAAAUUCUUCGUUAACACCACGCCAUAGUGGUGUGAGAUCCUGCCUGCAGCACCUGCAACUUUCGACGUUCUAGCCGCAUCAUUUCCAUGACGGGCAACUACGAUCGAUACGCUGGCGCUAACACUUUACCUACCAGCCUUUCAAUUUUGCUGUUGAGUGUGUGUCUAUGUUAACAACUUACUAGGAUGCAUCUGUGGUGGACCGAUACAGUGGGAGGUAACGCAUUCGGCAUCAUAGCCUUAUUUCGACCUCCGGUUAGGUGGAUUGGUGUGCUACCAGAUUGCAGGCGGGUAGCCAUGUCAUAGCGCAUGCGGGAUUGAUUGUGUCUCGCGAAAGAAAUAUAGUGCACUGGAUCUUGAGCUUCAGUUACAGAAACAAAGCAUCGUGUUUUGAAUGCGUCAUUUUUUCAGUAACUUCUGAGUGAUAUUGCUGCUCGCUUUUGUUUUCCUCCUUUCUCUUCGUGUCCACUUGAAGUCAGCGCGCCAGUGAGCCCUGUACCAGUGGAGGGAAACCCAUGCCCCGCGGCGGCCACAAGAAAAUGGCUUCGAAAACCUUUUGGAAUCGAGGAAUCAUCUUUUUACGUUCAUAUUCUUUCUUUUUCCUUCCUCUGCUGGCGGCAGCCGCUAGUUCACCUGCAAGUGACGACAAAUAUAUCAUCCCGGACGGCGAGCUCCAGAACCUCCUUGCGGUGCCAACGAAUCUGAGCUCUCUGUCGAACUCUGGAUCUCUUGUCGACUUCUCCACGCUCUUUGAAGCAGCCAGUGAAACUUCUUUCAAUGCAUGGAUCGUGGCUGUCCGUCGAGCUCUUCACCAGUGGCCAGAAACAGCGUACAAUGAGUACAGGACCUCUGCACUGAUUCACAAGCUUCUUAAGGCGAUGAACGUUCGGGUCACAACAGGAUGGGGCACGAAUACAAUUGGCAUGAGCGAAGAAGAAGCGAAAAUUGCACGGGCGCGACGGGAAGGAACGGGACUGGUUGCGGAAAUCGGAACAGGGAAGGAACCUUGUGUUGCGCUGCGAGCUGAUAUCGACGCUCUUCCUAUCUUCGAACGGACUAACGUUCCUUUCCGGUCCAAAGUUGACGGGCAAAUGCAUGCAUGUGGCCACGACGUUCAUACCACGAUGCUUCUGGGAGCAGCGGCGCUGCUUAAGCAGCUGGAGCCCCACAUGGAGGGAACGAUUCGACUUAUCUUCCAACCUGCCGAGGAAGGCGGAGGCGGGGCGCUCAUGAUGAGAGAAGAGGGUGUUCUGACUAUGGCACCACCCGUAGAAUUCAUUUUCGGGAUGCAUGUCGCCCCGGCAUUACCCACAGGGGAAUUGGCGACAAGAAAAGGUGCCAUGAUGGCCGCCGCAACACAAUUCUCAAUCAAUGUGAAGGGACGAGGUGGCCAUGGCGCCGUGCCGCAUGAAACCAUCGACCCGAGUCCAGGCGUAGCAGCGAUCGUUCAGGGAUUAUACGCAAUCGUGGCGCGGGAAACGUCGUUCACGGAAAACACUACCGGUCUUAUCUCUGUCACCCGGAUCCAGGGAGGAACAGCAUUCAACGUGAUACCAUCUGAAUACUUCAUUGGAGGAACGAUCCGGGCCUUGGACAUGGCGAUGAUGCGGAACCUACAGGCUAGAGUUGUAGAACUCGUGGAGAAUUUGGCCCAGGCGUUCAGAUGUCAAGCUGACGUCAAAUAUGGGUCCGUCAGCUACGUACCUCUUGUCAAUGACCCAGACGCGACAGAGUUCUUCAUCCAGACCGCGGCACCGGCGUCGCGGAGCGGAAGGGUGGGGAUAGCGGACCCGACGCUGGGAGGAGAAGAUUUCGCAUUUUUCCUCGAAGACGUUCCCGGUACAUUUGCAGUGAUUGGCAUCGGCAGUGGAGCUGAACACCAGCUAGGCCAUGUCCCUACAAACAUUCCCCUCCACAACCCCAACUUCGCUGUCGAUGAACGAGUGUUGAACCGCGGAGCUGCUGUGCACGCGUUCACUGCACUGAGGGCCUUUUCGUUCUUGGCUAGCAAGAAACGUAAUGCUGGGGCCGCGGAAACACGUACGACCUGUGAAGCCUAGCGGAUAUCGGGGCUGCUGCCCUCGGACGACACCAGUUGAACGUGAAUGCGGGAACCGGUGAAGUGAAAGGACGGGUUCGAGGAGUGCCCUCUCUCGACGAGAAACGAACGGAAAAAGAAGACAUAUUCAGGCUCCUACCGCAGAUCGAAUACGGCUUGUCCUCCCAGCGUUUAUGCUGCUGCCGCGGUCGUUUUUUCUCAGUCAUUGCUCAGGCGUAGGUAGUGUGUACAGUCUCUACGGGAGCAGCGAAGGGCUGGUGGAGGAUAACCUUGGCAUUUCCAAAAAGAGCAUUCCCAGACCAUGGUGUAGAUAAAUGUUUAUAGCUUGUCCACAUUUGCGCGGAGAGACAACCGAUGUAAAUUGUAGCAUUCAGUUUCUUCCCGAGGUUAGUUUCUGUUGCCCCGAUCGCUCCGCUUUCCACGAUUUCAGUCUUUCCAUGAAUUGCCCGUCUGCGAGUCUUUUGACAAGCGGACUCCUACCGGUUCUUUUACACCGGAAUGGCCAUACACACGUGUCAUAAACGUGUCAAAUAUGGGACUAACGGAUUUUUCCAGCAGUUUCUGGUUUACUUUGGUGUGAUCUUAUACACGUGCGUCAAUGUGAGAACAAGAGAGUUGCUCAUAAAACUCCGACUGCACAAAACGGUGUGCUAUUUCUACUAACUUCUUGAUCUACGUGAGCUGAACACUAUCGAGCUCUGGGAAUUGCAUGGGUCAAGUGCGUGAAGUGAGAAUCAUGUAUUCAAUAUAAAAUUCGUCUCGUCGACUAAUCCACUUUUUUAUCGUCUAUUCUGGAGAGCUUUGCAAGCUCAUGGAUUAACUGAAUGCCCCGAAGUACUUGCGAAGUGACGAUUCCGACUUCGAAGAUUCAUUUCCGGUGAUAUUCGCGGUACCAGAAUUUCAGUGCUCGCCAGCAUUGGACACUGCAUUGUGCCAGUUGAAAAGAUGAAAUCUGUCGGUCUCCGGCAUCAUGCGGUGGGGAAGCCUCUUCAAGUUCACAUGUAGAUGGUGUGGAUGGGGCAUCGUUUCAACUGCGAUCAGCAAGGGAAACAGCUCGAAUGAAUUUGUGCCAGAUGCC